Sciurus carolinensis (gray squirrel) is the source of this 339-nucleotide messenger RNA. It is a transcript of the gene C14H9orf57, whose product is annotated as chromosome 14 C9orf57 homolog. Lineage: Eukaryota; Metazoa; Chordata; Mammalia; Rodentia; Sciuridae. The record is from RefSeq and is a predicted model, not a curated record. The coding region runs from base 1 to 339 and encodes 112 amino acids. The transcript has 3 exons.
AUGAGAAGGAUCGUCCUUGUUGGUGUUUACAUCUCAUUCUGCCUCUUGGGUGCACUAUUUUCCCCUUAUGUUUUCAUCUCUGGAAAUCAAAUUGAGGGAAGUCUGAUUUGUAAGUUAUGCAAUCUCUCAAUCCCCUUCCAUGGAUGUCUUUUGGACUUUGGAACAUGCAGAACAAAACCUGGUCAGUACUGUAUAAAAGAGAAUCACUUUAAAGGUGGCAUUCAAUGGUACACAAUUAAAGGCUGCACAGAGAGCUCAUCGCAGUGCUUCAAGAGAACCGUGUCUGCUCAUGAAAUUCACUCCACUCACUGCUGCUCUCGUUCCAUGUGUAAUUUCUGA